Molecule: messenger RNA, 1815 nt
Organism: Exophiala spinifera
Lineage: Eukaryota; Fungi; Ascomycota; Eurotiomycetes; Chaetothyriales; Herpotrichiellaceae
Exons: 3
Coding region: 1-1815 (604 amino acids)
Source: RefSeq, a predicted model, not a curated record
AUGACUUUGGAUGCCGAAACCACCAUAAUAGGGACCCGAGGCAUGAUCAGAAAUCUUGCCGGCAAUGACUGGAGAGGGAUCUCCGACCCCAAGAAACGGAAACUCCUCCAGAACAGGUUGAACCAGCAAAGAUAUAGAGAUGUUGAUCCUUUGAUGCAUGCUCCGGUAUUGGUGCUUGACAAAGCGAACGCAAGUGCUGAUGGGAGCAAUUUGGCUGGCGCAGAAGAGCGGCAACGGCAGGCCAAAGUGGCCAAAGCGUUUGGGUACCACCUGAGUUCGAAGACACGCCACACUCAAGGGAGUCAAAAUGAUCGUGAUCGCUCAAUACCUAGAGAGAAUCUUCCGGUCAGUGUCAGCCCUGGACUCGCGUUCGAUGCUUUUGUGGACCCAGCUGUACGGGAGGUCCUCCUCUUCGCAAGAAACACUCUCUGUCCGCGCUUUUCAUCCGCAUCCAGGAUUGGACAAUACUCAGGCUUUACGCAUCCACUGAGUGAGAUAUGGUUUGACCGUGUCCUCACCGUGCCGAUGAUGCGUAAGGCUGUCAUCAUUGGAGCAUGUAUCGACCUUGAGCUCCUAAGCAGUCGACGGUACUCGUCCAUGAUCCUGAGUACUGUGGUGGAAUUGAGUCGACAAGUCAGAAUUUUAAUUUCGCAACUGCCUUUGAGUCAGCAGCUGGAAGAUGGAGGGCAUAAACAGGAAAAAUCUCGACGCCCAAUUGGAAAUGCAGGAGUAGAAUUACAGUCUGUUCAAGCAGAACAGAAAAUUCCAGAUGACCUCCUCUUUGCCGUGAUGCAUCUCGUCAAAGCAGCUUGCCCCAACAUCCUUUCGGGCCGUCUUUCCCUAGACCCACCCGGCGCCGGAAACAAUCUAUUCGGCCUUUUUACGCCUCCAUUGUUCCUCCAACAGCUUCAAUUUCUGCAUAUAUGGGGUCGUUCUUGCCCGUACCAGCAAGCUCAGGGUCUGUUUGAUGGACAGGCUGAAGUCCAUCAUUCGGCACUGGAAUACCUGGUGAGUUUAAAGGGCGGGCUUAAGAAUGUUCGGACCCCCGGUUUUGCAGAUUCCUUGCAUCUGUUCGAUGUUCUUGGAAGCGCGAAACGUCUCACCAGGCCAAAGUUCGAGCUCCCACAACGGAGCUAUUGGAUGGUGGAGCAUUUACAAAGCCUGAAAAAAGCUCAUGGACAGAGGUUUGGCGGCUUGCGCAGUAUACUUGGAGAGUCAACAUUAGUGGAGAUCUUACAGGACCUUGACAUCCUUUCGUCUUGGGCUUCUCUAGCUCUAACCUCUGAUGAGCCGCAGCAACAAGGGGCUAAUCUUCCCGUCGUUCAUCUCCAUGGAAAGCACAGUCCAUCCACCGAGGAUUUGAUAUCUCUGAGGAAUUUUGUUGAGUAUCGCUUACUAUCCUACUCACCUGAAUCCGACAACGUACUAGAAUGCGUGGUUCAAACAGCCGCAUUGAUCUUUAUGCAUGGAGUCAUCUUCCCACUACCGAGUCAACCCACCAGGAAGGAACUUCUCACCAGGAUGAUUGAGAACAUCUACACACAUGAUAAUCUUUUCGGAAAUGGAAUCUAUAGCCUUGAUUAUAACCUCUUCAUGAUUUGGGUGCUCACAAUGGGUGUUAUGGCAACUUCUGACAAAGAUGUCUUGGAAAGAUCCUUCUUCGUCGAGCGCUUAGCAUCCUUGUCUAAUGAGAUGGGGUUCCUGAGUUGGCAGGACUUCGAUAAUGUGCUGAAAGUUUAUUAUUGGGUAGAAUGGGGAUGUCAAGCCGGAGGAUUGGAGGUGUGGAGGAUGAUAUCUGGUCGAGUCGUUCGGUAG